UCAGUAAUUAAAUACCGUGGCUUUCAGUUGGUAUAAUUAAACUAUGAAACAAACUUUACCAACCCGGAUAUGAGAGAAAUCACGUUUUUAUUGCGAAAUGAAGCCCAGUCUUUGUUAAAUGUAAACUUACUCUCAUUUACUUUGAUAAAUAUAUCAGGGAAUCCCCGCUUAAUGACUCAGGAGCACGAUACAAAAAGGUCUGGGUCCGACUGUACCUACCUACUUAGUACAGCGAACAGGCGUUACAAUGUAUUUAGAUCUGACAAAAUACCGAUAGAGUGUGGUUCCCCAUUGACAUGAGAAAAAAUCAUUGAUUUUUUAUUAUUUAUCUGUCAAAAUAAUGAUGGUGUAUUAUGUUGAAUUAGUCCUAUGAGGCACUGCUAGGUAAUCUGGCGAAUUCAGUUGUGCAGACAGUGUGCAAGUCAGAUUUGAAUAUAUGUAGUGAAACUGAAAAAUUAAAUUCAUUAAACUCAUUGAGAGAAAGUUUAAAAUUCUAAUUUAUUCAAUCUGUGCACGGUAAGCUGCGGAUAUAAAGCUUCGGUUUAUUUGAAUGGUUUCUUUUGAAUGCACUUGUGUUAGUUAAGUAUAUGGCAUGAAUAAUUUAUUCAUCCCAGGGAUUCCCAAUCAGCCCCCGCCUGUCUGUCUGUCAGCAGGACUGUAGUCGCUAUACUAGUAGACUUAUGAAAUAACUGACAUUUUUUCACAUGCAUCGGACUUGUCAGCCAUUGAAACUAGUUAGCAGACGUUAUUCAACGUUCAAAUGUUUGGAUUUCUUCACGAUGCCUUGUCGAGACAGACACACAGUUCAAACAAAUAAAUGCUUGUAUUGAGCAGUGCAUUCAGGUGUUAAUGUGCAGGCGUAUUUUAUUUACGCUUCAGUGAGAAAUCGAUGAGAACUUGGCGAAAACCUGAUCUACCGGCUCCCGGGGAAAACAUGGCCGGAGUACUGCUGAAGAAGAGCGUGUAUUUCCUGGGGAUGUGGCGGACCAGUCGUCUGGACGAGGAGCUCGCGCGGGAAAUCGCCAGGAGGGCGCCAAAUGUGACCGCUCGCCACGCCCAGCUAGAAAUCUGUACCGUGGGGGUGAGACUAAUCACGCGGUCAGGGGCGGGAGAGAGUGUGAUCCGGAUGCCGUAUGUCCAGGAUAUCGUCAUAAAUAGAUACGAACCGACCUGUCUCCUGUGUGUGCUGAAAGAGAGCAGAAAGCUCAGCAUCAUUGUGUGUCGGUGUUACAACACCAGGGAUCCCUCGGACAUUGUGAAAUCGUUUCGAGCCUCUAAACGGGACAGUCGGAUCAUCGAAAGCGUUACAGAACCAAAGCGUCAAAUUGACACAGACACAAAGCGUCACUGGACGCCUCACUAUCCGCAGGAUAGAGCGAGGACGGGGCGGCAGGGGGAGAUAGGCAUCAGAACAAAGGGCCCAACUAGAGCCACCUACACGGAGGUGUGUCACGUGGGGAUACAGACCAGUCCCCAGGACCCGGAUGACGUCAGUUUAUCGCUGUCCUCCAUUCAGACCGGUGACCUCCGCGAGGAGUUGUCUCAUCUGUCCGAGGAGGUCAAGGCCAUCAAAAUGUUGAUUGAAAAAUCCACGGGAGUAGUUGAUGAUAAAAAGACUGAACCCAGAACAUAUCACAACACUGAUACUAAAGGGGAUUACGUAAAAGAACCAGAACCGAAGAAACGCGAAAAUCCGACGUUUGUUCGGGGAGAAUUCGUUUCGGCAAAAUCGCCGGGAUACCUCUCCGAUGAUGUAGAGGAAGUUCAAGACACUCGGGAAAUGUUUGGUGGCCGCCGACACAGUGGAGAUGCUAUCGACUCUGGGGUCCGGAGUUUUUCUGUGACAAAUUCUUCCGUGCACGGUGAACCUGAUGAAGCAAAGUAUAUCUACCAUAAUGGCAGCCACAGUGAACUGAAAGACAUUCAUAUCGAGAGGGUGGAUUCCGGUGAGGAGGACUUUAUACCACACGAAAACCCGUCGUCAUUUUCAGGCACCGCUCGUCUUACUACUUUUAUAACCGCACCCCCGGGCUUUCAGUCUCUGCCAGCCCCAUUGAGGGAUCGGGCAUACACCACACCAGGGCGGCGCUACCAUCGCCAGCCCAGAAACAUCUUACUUAGCUCUACAGUCCCCAAGUCUAUUGAGAAUGUAUAUCGCAGCACGCGCUCACACAGAAAAGCACACCGGUAUUCCAGGCAGGCGGUUACCCCGGAUGUGUUCCUAUCACAGGACGGAGAGCGGCGUCCGCGCUCACACAGUGCGCAUGAUCCAAACAGGGGGCGCUCAUUGACUAGCGAGGAGGACAUGGAAUUACGUAAAUCUCUUUACAAACUUUAUAACGAGGUUUAAACCCAUUUUUCUGUCACUUCGCAUGACGUCAUCAAUUUUCAGGAAACUUGUUGAGAAAAUAUUCAAGUUUAAAUCUGGCUAACAAAUACAUACUUAUUAUGUAUUCUUUAUUUUGUCACUGCUGGUAUAAUUUGUGAAGUGAAUGAUAUUGUAUUAUACUUUACGAUGAUGCGUGGCUGUUUUAUUUUCGCG
Magallana angulata is the source of this 2542-nucleotide messenger RNA. RefSeq lists its product as uncharacterized. Bases 890 to 2350 code for a protein of 486 amino acids. The transcript has a single exon. The record is from RefSeq and is a predicted model, not a curated record. Lineage: Eukaryota; Metazoa; Mollusca; Bivalvia; Ostreida; Ostreidae.